AUGUCCUCAUCUCAUCAACUAGUGCCUGCCGAAAGUUCACCUGCUCAAACUGCGCUUGAUCUUAUCGACCAACUGGCCAAUGUAACAUUACACGACAAUGUUAUUAUCUUGGAAGUUGAAAAUCUGCUCGACGGUUGGCCUACCUACGAGAUCAAUUUCACACCGAAAAAACCGGGACCGCUGAAACUCGUCAUUCGCCUUCUCGAUACCGUGAAACUUGUUAAACUAGAAGACUGUCCAGACAGCGAAGCCGAGGGUUUGUUGCCCGGAAAGCCAAAAGGGCGGGAGAGUACAUGUCCUCGAUCAGAAACUCAAGGCCAGAGGGACUUGGGAGAUCCAGAUAUUACAAUGGUAGACUUGGCGACUUACUCCAGCGGUCGUGUCAACGCAAAGCCCAUUCAGCUCUUGGGUCUUCGAGUUCUCAAAGAACCUCCCGUGCGCAAAGUCCCUGUCUCCUCCAGACGUCCAUUCCACGAUACAGAUUGGCCACCUCGCCGGCCUCGCAAAUUGAGACCCAUUUCUCCCGAUGAGCGCAUAACUGAACUUCACACCUUCAGAACCUUCUCUGCCGCUGUUGGUCCAUUGCCUCAGACGAAGCAUACCAUGUAACCCUUGCAUCCCAUUGUCUCUUUCGUUCGUUGUCGCACAAUCACG
This is a messenger RNA of Suillus clintonianus, 654 nucleotides long. RefSeq lists its product as uncharacterized. The record is from RefSeq and is a predicted model, not a curated record. The transcript is spliced from 4 exons. Lineage: Eukaryota; Fungi; Basidiomycota; Agaricomycetes; Boletales; Suillaceae. Bases 1 to 609 code for a protein of 202 amino acids.